GAGGAGGAGGAGGAGGAGGAGGAGGAGGAGGAAGAGGAGGAGGAGGAGGAGAUUAUGAGACUUGGGGUGUGCUUUAACCCACUUAAAACACCAGCCCAGGGUCUCCUGCCAAAACGAGUAAAAUACGGGGCUUCCUCUUCCUGCAUUGUGACGUCAGACCUCACCACACCCGUUUCACCUGCAGCUGAAGGCAGAACAAGCGUGAAAAUAUUCAGAGAAGAAGAAUAAGAGGAGAACUGGUCCUCACUGAUUCUGGUCCAUCAUGGACCAGUGAAGUCUUUCACACCCUGCAAGUGGAAGGCAAUGUUUUGGGGAGCUAGAGGCCGUAGCACUGUCAGCAGAGUCUGUGUGGGGCCCCUUUUCUCCCUCCUCCCCAGCACCCCUCCGGACAUGGGAUGCCAGCCCCCUGCCCCACGGCCCUGAGCCCUCCUGGGGAACCAUGAACAACUACAGAGACAGAGGGGUCACUUGCACCUCCUCGGACCUUCUUGAUGGAGGAGGAGGAGGAGGGGUGUUUCCCCAGCACACUCCAUUUCGUCACACCCCCAAUGGCCACCCAAUCCUCGCAGACCUUGCCCUCCAGCCACGCAUGUCCGUGCCCAAGAUGGGCGUUCGAGCCCGGAUCGCGGAGUGGCCUCCGCGUCGCGCACAGUCCCGAGAGUCGCUCAUUGAGAAUGGGCAAUUUGGCAGCAAUCACUAUGGAGACGACUGCUCCACCUCAGUUUCAUCCUCCAUCUUGUCAUCUGACGUCGGGCUCAGGCGGGGAGGAGUCGCAAGGUUGCCACGACGACGGUCAAGGGAUGAGUUCAGGCUCGGGGGCUUUGGAGGAGAGAGAGGUUCACCUUUGAGUCUGAGAGUUUUCCCACCGUUACGACAGCGCUCCAACAGCGAAGUGACGCUCAGCGAGCAGGAUGAGAACGAGGUGGAGACUCGAGGAGGUGGUGGGAUGGGGAUCCUGUUCAGAGAGUACGGCAGCACCUCCUCCAUCGACAUCCAGGGCAUCUCUGACCAGAGCUUCUUCGACAUGCUCAACCAGUUCCACCACGAUAGGCCUGACCAGCGCAGCUCAGCACCCGUACGCCUCGGGGAGCUGCUGUGUGCUCCAGACUCUCAACCAAGUGCACCGCUUCCCUCUGCUCCCUCACCUGGUCCCACAGGUGGAGACGACAGAGGGACAGGAAAGAAGGACGGAGCUGAGAGGGUGAGGAAGAAAAGUGGAGGGACAGAGAUGUCACUGGGCACCUCGUCUCUGUUCAGGAAACUUCGCAGCUCGAGCAGAGGGGAGCUGGACGGAGGAAAAGGAGAGACUAAUGACAGUUCAACAGAUGGCUCCUACAAACAGUGGGUGUGCCCAAAGAGCUUUGUCCACUUUGACGCCCAGAGCAUCCUGUUUGACCUCCACGAAGCAGCGGCUCAGCGUGGCUAUGCCACCCAGAGGAGGAACACUGCCACUGGGGCAUCAGCUGCCUCAGUGUCCCUGUCCAUCUCCAGGUCCUCUGCUCCUAGUGUGAACGAGCCAGUUUACUCCAGCAUUGAAGACCUGACUAUGAGCCUGGAACCCGCCAUAACACCCUCCCUGAGCAUGGACCCUCUGGAUGGCCCACUUGGAGCCCACAGCUCAAGCCAAUUGCUCCUCUGCUGCCCACACUUCCUCAAUGAGAUCGGGGGCCACGGGGAGCGCAACAUCAGCUUCCUCAGCUCGUCAGCAGAGCGAGGAGGAGAUGGAGGAGGAGAGGGAGGGAGAGGGUGGCUGAGGAGGAGUAAUGCCAGCGUCUCAGUGCUGGAGGUGCCUAUUGAACAGCAGGUUACAAGACUGGACAGACUGAAACUGUACAGCAUAGAACAUGUAGACCUGGGGGCCAGGUACUACAGAGACUACUUCCAUGGCAAAGACCACUCUAAUUACUUCGGGACAGACGAAAAGUUGGGACCAGUGACUGUGAGCGUCCGCAGGGAGAAACUGGAAGACACCAAAGACCUGAAAGACCAGUACCUGUACCGCCUCAUCGUCAGGACAAGCGAGUUGGUGACCCUGCGAGGCUCCAUUCUAGAGGAUGCAGUGGCGUCUACGGGCAGACACGGCACGGUGCGGGGUCUGCCGCUCAAAGAGGUCCUGGAGCAGGUGGUUCCCGAGCUCAGCGUGUCCUGUUUGAGAUUGGCUCUCAGCACACCCAAAGUCACAGAGCAGCUCCUAAAGCUGGAUGAACAGGGGUUAAGUCAGAAGCACAAGGUGGGAGUUCUGCUGUGCCGCGCAGGCCAGAGCACCGAGGAGGAGAUGUACAACAACGAGGAGGCGUCACCGGCCUUCUCUGCCUUCCUGGAGCUGCUGGGGGAGCAGGUGCUUUUGAAAGGGUUCGGCAAAUACGCCGCCCAGCUCGACACAAAGACGGACUCCACGGGCACCCACUCCCUGUACACCACCUACCAGGGCUAUGAGGUCAUGUUCCACGUGUCCACCAUGCUGCCGUAUAUGCCCAACAACCCACAGCAGCUCCUGAGAAAGAGGCACAUAGGGAACGACAUCGUCACCAUAAUCUUUCAGGAGCCAGGAGCGUUACCAUUCACACCUCAGAAUAUCCGUUCACACUUCCAGCAUGUCUUUGUUAUUGUGCGUGUGCACAACCCCUGCUCUGAAAACACCUGUUACAGUGUCGCUGUGACUAGGAUGAAGGAUGUGCCCCCGUUUGGCCCAUCCAUUCCCAACAGUGUCACCUUCCGUGACCGAGAAACCUUCCGUAACUUCCUUCUAGCUAAAGUUAUCAAUGCAGAGAAUGCAGCACACAAGUCAGAGAAGUUCCACACCAUGGCGACAAGAACGCGGCAGGAGUACCUGCGUGACCUGGCUGAGAACUACGUCAGCACCACACCGCUCGACUCAGCCGGGAAACUUAACAACCUUAUCUCACUUGCAUCUAAAAAACGUGAGCGGUCGAAGCCGAGAGAAGGAGCCGAGCUGGGAGCCGCAGGGGCCGUGGCCUGGAGGGCCCAGGCCCAGGACUUUAGCGGGGGUGCGACGGAGCUGCCCUCUGCCAUGGGUUUGUCGGCUGAAUACGUCCUCCUGACAGACUGCUCCACCAAAGAGGUGGUGUUUAACUGUUUCUGUGCGGACGUGAUCGGCUGGACCCCGGAGCGUCUGUCACUGAAGAUCUUCUAUGGAAGAGGAGACCACAUCGCUGUGCGGGUACCGGAGGGCUGUGCGCAGGACAUCAGGGAAAUGGUGCAGAGGUUAAAGUCGUUGACAGUUGGAUGUGAAACGGUGGAUAUGACUCUGAGAAGAAACGGACUGGGACAACUGGGCUUCCAUGUUCGCUUGGACGGCACUGUGGCGGAGGUGGAGGAAUACGGCUUUGCCUGGCAGGCGGGACUGAGGCAGGGCAGUCGGUUGGUGGAGAUCUGCAAGGUGGCCGCAGUGACGCUGACUCACGAACAGAUGAUCGACCUGCUCAGGACAUCGGUCACCGUCAAAGUGGUGAUCAUCCCUCCGUACGAAGAGGGGGGACCUCGCAGGGGCUGCACAGAGGAGUACGAGAUGAAGACCAUGGAGCAGAAGCCAGAACCUGAGCCUCUGGCUGCAGGAUACCGACCCUCCCCUCGGCCGACGUGGCGAUGGGACAGCCCACCCAUCCCUCCGGGGCUCCACAGUACCCCCAACCCGCAGCGCUGGGCCCCCAUGGGCCCCCCGCCGCCUCCACUGCCCCGCACACACAAGACCCUGAUCCCUGUUCCUUACAGAGACCCGCAGCACCUCAACUCCAAGAGGCCAGUGAGCUACCCAGAGAACCACUACACUCUGUCCCCUGCAGGAGGGGACCGACUCCUGACCUACAGAAACCCCUCCGCCAGCUUCUCCUCGCCCUCCUCAGGCCUGAUCGGCCUCUCCGCAAUGGGCCCACCUGGAAUCACACCAGGCCCAUUCGUGCGCUACAAACAUUCCCCCGACAGAUAUGGAGCAGGACAGCGCCCCCUGCUGCCCUAUGAGCCCCACCUCAGCGUGGACAUCAACUCCAGUGGAGAGUCUUCCUCUGGCUUCACCAGUCAGGAAAGCACCAUGGAGCGCUGCAAAACAGAACCCCUCUGGCAUGUUCCGGUGGCAGCGUCCCGGGGACCAGGUGGUGGAGCCGGGCAGAGGAGGAUCCCCAGACAGGACAUCCCAGGGAAAGACUCUCCCAACAGACACUCCAAGGGCGAGACUCAAUACUCCAGUCACUCCAGCAGCAACACUCUGUCCAGUAACGCCUCCAGCGGCCACAGCGACGAGCGCUGGUUCGACGGAGGACCUGGAGGCGAGCGAGGAGGAGGCGGGGGAUGCCUUGGCGACCUGGCAGACCCCGACCCUGACCUUCUCAACAAGGGAGGGUCCAACGACAGCGGGAUCGACGCCUCCACCCACUACGGCAACAACCGCCACGGGAACGUGCCCAACAGCCUGCCCCUCAAGCCCAUGCACGGCUCCACGACUUACACUGGCCUCCAGGAGCUCUCUGUGGGAAGGAGCAGCGGUGGGGGAGAAGCAAGGAGACGAGAGUCUUCACCCAUCAGCGCGGCUGAAGUCAAUAAAGGCUACCGGACGAGGACAUUCCCACCUCCUGGCUCCAGUGCUGAGAAGAUGGAAGCUUUCAAACCCAGGGCCUACACGCCGCAGGGCUACAAGACUCCGACAGCGGAAAAGGCGCGGCAUGUCCGAGCUUCCACCACGACACCCACCUCCGCUCAGCUGAGCUCCAUCCUUCUGUCCAGCUCUGCCCCCAAAGCCUUAUACGGGAAGAGCCGACCAAACGCCUGGCAGAACGAGGACAACAGCCCGUCGCCCGCAAACACGACUGUGGCUUCCAGCUCCGACAGCAGCAACAGCAAGAAGCAGGUGGACACAAAUUCAAAGAACGUGUUUGGACAACCUCGACUCCGAGCGUCCCUGAGGGACCUGCGAUCUCCACGGAGGACGUACAAGAGCACCAUCGAGGACGACCUGAAGAAACUGAUCAUCAUGGACAACCCGGGAGAGCUGCCACAGAGAGAUCCAUCUCCCAGACGGACUUUGCAGCGCACGUUUUCAGACGAGUCGCUGUGCAGCGGCCGCAGAGACGCCAGCUUUGCCAACUCCGAGAAACCGACAACUCCGACUGACGUGCUGUUCACCUGCACGCUGCCAACACGCAGACACGCCGUGACCUCCAACCACCUGCAGAUCAAGAAGGUGCCUCUGUCUGCGUCUGAACUGUCCCUCACAGAGGUCAGGGACAAAGUUCCCCCCCUGAGGAGGCUCGAUCCUGGGCUGAUGCCUCUCCCUGACACUGCCUGUGGACUCGAGUGGUCCAGCCUGGUCAUUGCUGCAAAAGCCUACGAAGCACAAAGAGCGGUUUCCCUCUUCUCCCUGACUGAGCCGCAGGUCGGAAGUCCUGACAUGAGACCAGUCAUAAGUCCUGUUCAGUUCCAAACUCCUCAGACGCCACGGACCACCCCGACCCUCAGCAGUGACGAGGCCCCCCCCGAGUUGUCUGGCCGGCUCUACCACCUGGAGGUCAUGUUGAAGCAGCUGAAUAACGACCUGGAGAGAGAGAAGAAGGAUAAAGUCGUCCUGAUGGCGGAGAUGGCCGACUUGAGAGAGAACAACCAGCGUUUGCAGGAGGAGAGCAUGACAGCCAGCGAGCAGCUGCGCAAGUUCAACAACUUUUUAACCAACCCCCACAGCACAGGAAGUGACCACGGGGCUCACUCCUUAGUGCACGACACGGACUCAAAGAGGGAGUGAUCAACAGCUGCAGAAGAAGAAGAAGAAGAAGAGUGUGAUUCAGGCCUGAGGGAGGGCAAGUGUGAGAGGAGUAUUCUUUCAGGAGGCGGAGGUCAGUUCCCUCACUCAGCUUCCACUGGACUGCCUUAAACCAGAGAGAGUCCGAAAAAUACUAUUUUUGAAACGCUACACUCCCGGAAAGUCUCGCCGAGCAGAGACCCUCCCUCUCUUUUCUCUGAGCCUGUUUAUUUUUAUAAACUGAAGUCAAAGUCUUAUAUACUUUCUAUAUAUGUAUAAAUAUACUGAGUCUGCUACUAUGCCGGAGGAGUGAUGGAGAGGAGAGGAGAACCGAACUGUUUUUUGAGAACACUACAUCACCUGGAGAGGCCUAAUACUGUUCCUGCAGCGAAAUCCGCCAAAAAAAAAAGACUCAUUACAGACUGCAUCUCCCAGAAUGCACUAGUAGUAAUGGAAGCUCUACAGACAUGGUACUGUAGAUAGAUGCCUGUGUGGUACAAUUCUCUUGUAUCGAUAUUAUCUAUAUUUUACUGAUAUUGCAUAACGGUUGUACUAAAGAGGUGUGUGUGUAUGUGUGAGAGAGAGAGAGAGAGACUGAUGGUACAGUGAAUAUUCUGAAGCAUUACUGCACAUCAAUGUUUGUGCUGAAGUCUUGAUUUGUUUUAUUGCCCUUCAGUGUGUGUGUGUGCGUGUGUGUGUGAUGGUCUGUUUAAGAACAACUGAUUAAUGAACAAACUAAGUUUACUGUAAAAUGAAACUUGUGGGCCACAGAAUUCUUCUUUCCUCCGUUUACGUGGAGGAGCCGUGGCCCACAGAUGUGAAAGAAGCCGUCAGAGAGUCGAGUGAGUGGUGAUUGGUCGAUGUCAGGAACUCGGUGACGCCCACAUCGUGUCUCUGAUGUUGUUCAGAAUCUCCAGUAGUGCCGUAUCAUCUCAGACCUCAACGUACUGAAUGAUUAUUUUAACCCCAGAACUUUAGCUGAGACUUUAAGACUUUUUUUCCUCUUCUUUAAAACAAUACACUUAUUUUCUUUCUUGCAGAUAAAAAAGAUUGAUGCCACUAUUACCUUAGUCCGGCCUGGUGGCCUGGCAACUGGCGUAACAGAGUUAUGUGAUUUAAGCAAUUUUUUUAACGUAAUAUUUUUUCGUGUACUUGGUCUUAAAUAGCUCUGACCAAUCAUGGAAUCCUCACUGUAUUUAUAAAAAACAGACAAGAUGUUAAUCGGCGAGCUUUACAAAUGCUUAUUGGUGGAUUUUGUUCAGUCUUAUAACGCUUAAAUAUCAGUAUAAUAAAUUAUUGAAAUGUUAAAUGUGUUUGCAAACAAAAACAAUAAUCCUUUUCAUUAGUUUAUGCUGUGGUGUAAAAAUGAAGCCCCAUUUUACAGCCUGUGUUUGUUUACAUUUUGGCCUUUGCUGUUGUAAGUUCCUGUUCAUGCUGUGAACAAAACAAACACAUUACUUUGAUGUAGAAAACUCAAAAAAUAUGAUAAAGCUCUCGACUUUUU
Messenger RNA from Pleuronectes platessa (European plaice), 7250 nucleotides. RefSeq names its product signal-induced proliferation-associated 1 like 3 (gene sipa1l3). Gene Ontology annotation, molecular function: GTPase activator activity; protein binding. The coding region runs from base 440 to 5749 and encodes 1769 amino acids. Gene Ontology annotation, cellular component: cytoplasm; plasma membrane; Golgi apparatus. Lineage: Eukaryota; Metazoa; Chordata; Actinopteri; Pleuronectiformes; Pleuronectidae. The record is from RefSeq and is a predicted model, not a curated record. The transcript has 24 exons. Gene Ontology annotation, biological process: establishment of epithelial cell polarity; activation of GTPase activity; epithelial cell morphogenesis.